UUGGCUCAUAUUUUCUCAUCCGAAGUAUACUAGCGUAAUACGUUUGGACUUCGGAGAUCACUCACGUUUGCCAAGCAAGCUAUAAAAGGCCGACAAAACAAUGGCUGACGACGAAGAUAUCGAGAACUUUGAUGAGGACUUUGAUGAUGGAGACGAACAACUUGAUGAUCUGCCAAACGAAGAGGAAGCCGAUGAUGGAGACCACAUUGACGUGUUACCGGCUGGAGAGGGCGUGCAGCAAACAGAGAGAAUUACAACACCAUACAUGACGAAAUAUGAGCGGGCGAGAGUGUUGGGAACAAGAGCAUUACAGAUAGCGAUGAAUGCUCCUGUUAUGGUGGAACUUGAAGGGGAAACUGAUCCUCUACAGAUUGCUAUGAAAGAACUCAAAGCAAGAAAGAUCCCUAUCAUCGUCCGGCGUUACCUCCCCGAUGGAAGCUAUGAGGAUUGGGGGUGCGAUGAACUUGUUAUCGACUGAGACCAUUGGUGAUCUAUAAAAACAAUUAAAUUAAAAUAUACUCCAGCAUUGACAGUGGUAUUUGAAGUGGUGAAACUUUGCCAUGUCAAGGAGUAUGAUACCUAUAUUGCCGGAUUUUGGGAGAAAAUGUUGAUGGAAUUGGAUGAAAAAGGAGACAUCUGCAGAAAUUUCUGUCUAUCUUUUUUUUUAUCAUGACGAUAACUUCGCACUGCUUUCAUCAGCCAACUUCCAUUUGGAAUCCCAGCAACGUUUACUUCAUGAGAAUUCACAUCUGCUUCAUUCACAUCGGCUCCAGAGGGGAGUAGGGAGACCAAGAUUUUGUACCCUGGCUUGCCCCAUAUCUGUCAAUCACAAACCGUAAAAUCAUAUUUCACUUUUCAUGUUGUUACAGAAGUUGGAGAUACACUGUACUUGAGGUAAUUAUAAGCUAUUUUAUUUCUUGUAACUGGUGUGUUGUACAUUUUGACUGAACAUUCUGAUAUAUUUUCGUGGUAUUUGGUGAUCAUCUCUCCCUCAAGAAGAUGAAAGAAGAUGUAACAUAAAACUUUUCACCUGAAUUUAGAGCUGAUUUGUAUGCUGGAUUGAAUUUAUCAUCAUGUGCAAUCAAGUAUACUAAUCAACUUUACGAUCAAUCGUUCAAGGUUGUUUAAUAUACCAUGUCAAGAUAUUCUGUAGCCACUCUCGAUUUAACAAAUUUUAUUGAUACAUAAUUUUUUUUGCCCUGGAAUGAAAAAUGUCACUUGUCUCUGCAUCGUUUAUUUGUUGCCUUGGUUACACCCUGUUGAUUUUAUUCAUGUAAAUGCUGCUAACCCAUUGCUAAUUGUCAUACCAUAUCUGGGGCCCGUCUUACAAAGAGUUGCGAAUGAUAUGAUCUAUCGCAACUAUGGAAAGCCACCAUCGUCAACAUCUAAAACACAUUUGUUCAAAAUAAUUACUAGAAAUGAUGUAUAUUCAUGCAUUAUCUGUUUUAUUCUUUUUGUUUUCAAAGGAUAUCAAAUAAAUUUCCAAAAGAAAAAAUUAUGACAUUGUUGGAUUUCCAUAGAGUUACGAUCGAUCGGAUCAAUCGUAACUCUUUGUAAGGCGGGGCCCUGAAUGAUCUUUUACUCAAGAAAAUCCAAGGUCAAGCUACAAUUUACAAUCUUCAAUGAGUUGUCCAUUCACAUAUGAGGUCUAUUUUAAUAAAUGUUGUACUUCAAACCUAAAAUAUAUGUACAUAUAUAUUCAAGCUGCAUUUGAUUUGUGAUUUUGUUAAUUUUUUUUAACAACAAUGAAAAUUUCCCCCUGUAACAGGUGUACUGUAUACGUAGAAUUUUAGAUUUGCUUCAACUUAUACCUCAGUCACAUUUGCUCUACGGCCAUGGGCAGAAAUCCCAGGGGGGACAGUUGGAUGUGUCCCCCUACCUAAAAUAGUAGGGGGGGACACAAUAUCAAAUGUCUUCCUACUAUCUUUGGUCUUUUAUGAUGGAAAGAAAUACAUCAUUCAAAAUCGAAAUAAAACAUGUAUUUAGGACGAGAUGACCAUAAUAUUUGGGAGAUAACCUUUUUAUUUCCUUUUUUUUUUCUUUGCUUGUCAAAUUUAUAUUGGUCGAAAUUAUCUUACAUUUGGGGUGAUAACCUUUUUUUUUUCUUGUCAAAUUUUCCAGUCCCUGGUCCCCCCUAUUGUGGGGGAGAGAUUUCUGCCCUUGUCUACGGCAAGUCGAAAAUGGCCUUUUUAACAUUUUUUGUACCAGCUAUGUGUAGGCGGUUUGAAUAAAAAUGAAUAAUACAGCUGUUUUCGAUUCACUGUAUGGCUGCCUUGGGGGAUAUUUGACUGUAGCAUUACUUGUAUGCUGAAAAGUGAUUGAAAUAAAAUUCCUUUCAUACUUUCAAGUUCAUACAGUUGCUAAUUUAUGUCUUACAGAUCACAUCUUCAAAAAUUCAUACCAUAUAUGAUUUUUUUCUUUCAAUAUGAAAUUUGUCAAAAUGUCACUGUUCUUGGUUCUGUUGCAGAAAGAGUUGCAAUUAAAAGCAUUUAAACAAAUCAAACCCAGCUUGGUUUUCAGCCAAUCACAAGUGCUGAUUCGGGAAUUGUGUUUAUUUCUUUCUGCCAACAGGCUUCUGAUCCUCCCAUUUGCUUCUAGCGACAAGGCCCCACUUCACCUCCCUGGCCUUUAUUUUCAGGUUGUAAACCCUUUUCCCUCUUUGAUAUGAUUUAGGCAUCACAAUUUUGUAUCAUCAAUAUUGGUCCAAUUAGCAGUAAAUAGGCACCAAUCAUGCAGCCAGAGCUCAUGAAUAUUCAUAUCAAUUAUUUUUACAUGUAUGUUUAAUUAAAUUGAUAAUUAUGUGGAACCAAGCAUAUAAUCAAUCACUAACAUUUGUGCUACAGGCCCUCGGCUGCCCGUUGUCAUUGAAUGCAAAAUUAUCAGUAUCAAAAUAUAAUCAUAUUGUUGAUGGUAUUUUAGAACCUCAUAUCUCACAAGAAAUAGAAUGAGUGCAGCUCAGAAAAAGUUUCAUUUUAGAGAUAUAUGACAUAAAGAGGAAACCUUGUUUUUUUUGCUGAGGACAAAUUUUCUACAUGAAUUAGGGGACUAUUUUCAGACAAAAUGAGGUUGCCACCAUUUUCAAUAUUUCUAAAAUACAGCUUUUUCUUAAUUUCCCUCAUUUUUUUUUCAAUUUUGAGAUAAAUUUUAACACCCGAAGGCACUUGUAAUUGGUUGAAAAUCAAGUUGUGUUUGAUUUGUGGAGUUGCAAUUGAUUGCAAAGAUUUCUGCAGCAGGCUCUUUAAUUGGCUGAUCUGUAUAAUGUUAUCAAUCAGUAAAACCCCGACAUCAUGUCUUUUGUGCAUUAAUGGCAGGAUAGUCUCCAUGUUUGUAUUGAAUGCUCUUUUAGUAAUAAAACAACGAAAAUAGCUUUA
Messenger RNA from Lytechinus pictus (painted urchin), 3371 nucleotides. Its product is annotated as DNA-directed RNA polymerases I, II, and III subunit RPABC2-like. Bases 101 to 478 code for a protein of 125 amino acids. Gene Ontology annotation, biological process: tRNA transcription by RNA polymerase III; transcription by RNA polymerase I; transcription by RNA polymerase II. Lineage: Eukaryota; Metazoa; Echinodermata; Echinoidea; Temnopleuroida; Toxopneustidae. The record is from RefSeq and is a predicted model, not a curated record. Gene Ontology annotation, molecular function: DNA binding. The transcript has 5 exons. Gene Ontology annotation, cellular component: RNA polymerase III complex; RNA polymerase I complex; RNA polymerase II, core complex.